UCAACAUGGCACUAAUUAUCCUAGCACUUUUACUGGUGCUCUUUGUGUUGCUUUACAAAUUUUCGAUGGCACCAUAUGGUGUCUUAAGUGCUCGAGGAAUCGCUCAUGAGAUGCCAAAACCGUUCAUUGGGAAUCUGAGUCUAAGAGUAAUCUUCGCUCGUACUCCAUUCAUACAGGUCAUUCUUGAUAAAUAUAAGAAAUUUAAGCAGCAUAAAGUGUAUGGAUUCUAUAAUGUGCGGGAGCCGUUAUUUGUGUUGCGCGAUGUUGAGGUGAUUAAGAAAGUGGGCAUCCAGGACUUUGAUUACUUCACCAAUCAUCGCCCCAUGUUACCUGAGUCCUCCGGGACCAUAUUCUCCAAGUGUUUGAUAUCAUUGAACGACGAUAAAUGGAGGGAAAUGCGCAAUACGUUGACACCAGCCUUCACUGGAAGCAAACUUAAGGCCAUGUUCGAGUUGAUUAAUGAGUGCAGCCUGGAGGGCGUCAGAUACAUUGAGAACGAGUUGAGAAAUGCAAAUAGUCUGGACAUUGAAUUGGAGAUGAAAGAUUACUUUGAACGGUUUGCCAAUGAUGUGAUUGCAUCGGCUGCAUUUGGCAUUAAAGUCAAUUCGUUUGUGGAUAAAAAGAAUCAAUUCUAUAAAGCCGGACAGUCGGUGAUUCACUUCUCUGGACUCGCCAUGAUCAAGAUUAUACUCUAUAGCAUAAUGCCUCGCGUGAUGAAGAUUUUGCGCAUUUCAAUGUUCGAUCAACGAAAGUUGGAUUAUUUCAAGACCCUAAUAUUCGAUGCCAUAAAAUAUCGCACUGAGAAUAAAAUCAUUCGACCCGAUAUGAUACAUUUGCUGAUGGAGGCCAAACGGCAAUUUCUGCUACAGGAAACUAUUCCAGAAUCCUCCACGGAGCAUGCCGAGUUCAAUGAUGACGAUCUACUGGCACAAUGUGUUUUGUUUUUCUUUGUAGGUUUCGAAGUAAUGUCCGCUUGCCUUUCCUAUUUGACCUAUGAACUCUGCAUGAAUCCCACGGUCCAAUCGAAGUUGUACGAGGAGAUUCAAUCAGUGGAACAGGAAUUGCAAGGCAAACCACUCAACUACAAUAUGUUGUCGAAAAUGAAGUACAUGGAGUUGGUUAUAUCGGAGCUAUUGCGUCUUUGGCCACCUGCUUUUAGUUUGGAUCGAGUGUGUGGUAAAGAUAUCGAUAUACUCGAUGACAAUCAAGAAGUCUUGGUUAAGUUUCGUAAGGGCGACAUUAUAGUAAUUCCAGUGAUUGCCUUACAUCGCGAUCCAGAACAUUUUCCUGAACCCGAGCUCUUUAGGCCGGAACGCUUUUUGGAAGAGAAUAAAGACGAAAUCAAACCCUUUACAUAUUUGCCCUUUGGCCUUGGACCACGAAGUUGCAUUGGCAACAGAAUGGCUUUGAUGGAGGUAAAAUCUAUUAUUUACCAUAUGCUGUGCAAAUUUAAAUUGGUGCCUGGUGAAAAAACUGUUAAAAAUGUAAUGGAUAGCUUAAAGGGAUUUCAUAUGCAGCCAAAGGACAAGUUCUGGAUCAAAUUUGUGCGCCGAGAUGUGAUUUAAAAGUGUUUGAAAUAUAUAAACAAAUCAAUAAUCAGCGUAUAUAGCUUAGUAUAUGUUUGAUUUGAAAUUGAAUUAUCUAUGCCUAAUAAAGAUUAGAUUACUUUAUUUACA
Messenger RNA from Drosophila albomicans, 1676 nucleotides. Its product is annotated as probable cytochrome P450 9h1. The transcript has 3 exons. Lineage: Eukaryota; Metazoa; Arthropoda; Insecta; Diptera; Drosophilidae. The record is from RefSeq and is a predicted model, not a curated record. Gene Ontology annotation, molecular function: heme binding; oxidoreductase activity, acting on paired donors, with incorporation or reduction of molecular oxygen; iron ion binding. The coding region runs from base 6 to 1565 and encodes 519 amino acids.